ACCUUUUCAACUUGCAUCUGAUCCCAACUCUUCAUCAUGAACCCUCAAUUACCUUCUUUAUUAGAACAUCUUGAAAAAGAGCAGCUGCAAAGCUUGAUUUCACCUUCUUUACUACAUAUUCUAGCUCACUAUGCCCAGAAAUAUCCACGAUAUCUUUUAAAGGUUCACAAGUAUUAUGAUGAAAUAUACUUUGCUCUUUCGUACCUUGUUGAACAAUUCUUUCUAAAGAAAUGGAACGCUACAAUGGUUGAGCAUUUGUUAAACUGGGAGCGGAAGUACGUUGGAUGGAAAUUACAAAGCGCAGGAAUCAAUCGUAAUAAGACUUAUAUUACUUGCAAUUUAAACAACACAGAUAAAAAACAAAAGUUGCUAACAUUGACGCUCUUUCCUUAUCUAAUUCGAAAACUGGAUGACUGUAUUGCAUCCUUAAGCAAAAGACUUACAACUCCUGGACUGUCAUUCCCUAAAGCAAGACUUUAUGGGUGCAUAAUAAAACUUUACAGGAAACUAAAGAGCUGUUGGAACAUAUUGACUUGGGUCAUCAGAAUCUUGUAUAUGUGCGGAAAGACACAGUACACCAAUGUCAUAGAUCUAAUCCUUCAUCAAAAAGUUAUCUAUGCUCAAAGAACUGAUAGCUCAAAUACCAGAAACGAUGCACCCAUAUCAGCGUCCACGAAGCUUCGUGACUUCAUUUUAGAGAAUGGAUUCACAGCUUUCAUUCUAGCGUUACGACUCUUAAACUGGUGGAAUGAAAAUGAUUACCAGAAAUACUUUUCUGUUUCCAAAACAUGGUUCACAAAUCUUGGACCACCCCGGACUACUAUGGCAAGUGACUAUCAUACGGGAACUAGUUGUCGGAUUUGCGGUUCAAUUAUUCAAAACCCGGCAGUCUUGACUACUGGCUUCGUUUUUUGUUAUCCCUGUAUCCAAGGCUGGGUUUCUGAGAACCAGUGUUGUCCUGUAACACGUGUUCCUUUAUUGAAUCCGGAAACGUCGUUUUGGAGAUUGAUGCUUUAAAAAUUUAAGCCUCCUGUUUCUCCAUUCUCGUUAAUUUCUCCCAAACUUUUUGGGUGCUUUCGAUUAAUCGGUUUUCGAGGUCGUCUGUGUCUUCCACUUUUGCGCUAGUGAACACAUUAUUAAUAGCAUCAAUUCUUCCGUUGAUUUUUCCGGUUACAAUUAGAUCCACAAGUGCUUGCUCAACAACGGGAACCGAGACAUCCAGGUACUCAGCCAAGAAGUCGAGCUUGACUUGCGUUAGGGGCUGGAUAGUUUCGAACAGUACAUGGCUUCUGAUUGUGCUGAUAAUUUUUCCAACAUACUGUGAAAUGAAUGUAUCGUUCAUGAUAUCGUCGUGAUGUUUUUCAAGUACCCUUUCAACAGCCUUUACAUCGUAACGCUCAUAUGCAUCUACAAGCUCAGUCAUGGAGAUAAUCUCAGGGUUAUUCUUAUAUGAAAGUGUUUCAGGUGAGUCGAAAGGGUUAAUUUUUGAUUCUGAAAGCAUGCUGGCAAGUACAAGAUAUUUUAAUACUUGUAUACGCGCGAGAGAUCCAGCUUCGUCAUAGCAUUUGAAAGCUUCAAAAAACUCUGUUUGGGCCUCCUUCCAUUUUCUCUCAAGCAUGUGCAUUUUACCGCCGCAUUCUCUGACAAUACCGAGAAUACGAGGAUGAGGGAUUGCACUCCGAACUCGUAAUGAUUUGUCAUAAAUUUCCUUCAAAUGUUUAGUAUCUUGAACUUCUGUGUAGAAUUGAAUUUCAAGCGAAUACAGCUCAAGAAUAUGUGCUCCGCGAUUUUGAUCAACUCCUUCCUCGUUGUCGAGAAGUUUGUGCAGUUGCUUCACUAUUGCCUUAAACUUGUGGAAGUUUUUUUGUUUCAGAAAAAAUUCAGCGUAUUUCAUAUUCGUUUUGAGCCAUAAACGGUUAUUUUGUUGCUUUUCGAGUGUCUUUAGAGUUGCUUUGUAAAAUUCAUCUAAGAACUUGGCAUUUUUGCUGUUCGAGGCAUACUCAAGAAUAUUGUUAAUACACUUUUCCGUGUAAUUGCGUGUUAAAUGAGUCGAGUUUAUACUUCCUAAAAGUUGUUGAUAGAGCCGUAGCAUCUACUUUAUUAGAAAAAUAAUCCUGCUAAUAACACCCCGAAAGAGUUACCUCUUCUUGUUUGUCC
This is a messenger RNA of Schizosaccharomyces japonicus yFS275, 2157 nucleotides long. Its product is annotated as ubiquitin-protein ligase E3. The record is from RefSeq and is a predicted model, not a curated record. Gene Ontology annotation, biological process: peroxisome organization; protein import into peroxisome matrix. Lineage: Eukaryota; Fungi; Ascomycota; Schizosaccharomycetes; Schizosaccharomycetales; Schizosaccharomycetaceae. Gene Ontology annotation, cellular component: peroxisomal membrane. Gene Ontology annotation, molecular function: metal ion binding; zinc ion binding. The coding region runs from base 37 to 1017 and encodes 326 amino acids. The transcript is spliced from 3 exons.